AUGGGACUCGGAACUGUGAUUGAUUUAUCAGCAACGCCGGUCAAUAGUGAACAGUUCAUUAUGCGUAGUAUCAAAAAUGAUUGUAAUGAUGAGGCUGCUGGUAUGAGUAGUGAUCAAAUCACAACAACUUUGCGACGUCCUUUGCUGCUUCUGGAUCAUAGUAUGUCACCACCAGAAGUAAAAGAUGCUCUUUCUUCUGAACACUCAAACUUGAGGCAUGGAAUGCAGUUGUCUGAAACUCACGAAGAUGUGCCUUCCGAUCCAUUUGUAUUUUCAGCUCAUCAGUUAAAGAAAAUUGAGGUUUCUUCAACAGUUGUUACGAACACAGUAUUGACCACAAAACAGCCGUUGGAGAGUCGUUGCUUUGACUCCAGCAAUUGUCCUCAUGAUCCUGAACCGUCUACCUCAAAAGAUCUGUCACCAAAAGAUACUGGUAGUGAACAAAAGAAUGAAGCAUUGAGCUUAGUAAAUGGAAAAUGUAAUCUGCAAACAUCAGUUGGUAUGGGAAAUUCGAGUCAGAUUUCUGCUAAUAAUUUAAAAGAACCUGACAAGGAUAUCCCAAUGCAAUAUUCUACUUGUACACCCUAUGGGAACAGAAAUCAACAUGUCGAAAGCACGGAUGUGCCUCGAAAGAUCUCAUCCAAUGUUCAUAAACAACAGCUAUUUUCUGAGGUUGAUGUUCAUCAAGGAAUAUCUCGACGGUCGCUAAUAAACACAGCUCCUUUAUCACCAAAUCAUUACGGUUCUAUUUUGGCUCAAACAUCACUGACAUUUCGAAUUAAUAGACGUUCAGAGCUCUACAAUUCACGCAAAACUUCGAUGCUUACCAAUGCCACUGAGAUACUGGCGCGUCCAGAGCGGGAAAUUUCCAGGAACGUAGAGAACAUGCAACAAAAGAAGCAAAAAAUUCAGGAAGAACGAAUAACGACUGCACAUUUUGCGUCGUCUUCAUCAUUACCAGCUGUGAGUGCAGGCGAAGAUCAUUUGCAAAUUCCUAAUGAGCAAAUUUUGAAUAAAGCUCUUGAUUUAUUACGAAAACCGGUGCAGGACGAUGUAAAUGAAUCGAGAACUGCAACAAAACGAAGUUAUCCCAAAAAAAUCAGCUCUAGUACUGUUAUGGACUAUAAAGAUGGUUUAAAUAGAAAAGUAUUGCAAGAGAAAAUUGGAAAAUUACGUGACAAAAACGGACUUGCGUUAAGCGUACCACAUCUUGAGCGUGCUCAUCUCAGUCAGUUGGUUAAUUUACUACAGCGUUUCAAGAAUCACUUUGCGAUUAAUGAUUUUCUGGCAAAAGAAGUUUCGGAUCAUGUUUUCGGUGAUAGUUCGGCUAUUAUUACUCAAAAACUAGCUAAGGAUGCUCAUAAUUCCCUAUCUGGGGAAUCAGACAGACGGCUGAUGAAAUAUGUUAUGGAUAUUGAUGCAACAGAUUCUGAAGAUAGUAAUGGCGAAAACGAGGAACAAAUGCCAUCAACAUCUAGUGCUUAUCCACCAUGCGGGAGCUUAUCGUCUCCUGCAUAUUUUGAUGAGCGAGUUCGUUUGGGUGCGCUGGAUGCAAAAGCUCUUUGUAUGGAAGAGGACUGUGAAGAAAAACUAAGUGUUGUUUAUCGCCAGCUGAAUAAUAUUCGAAGACGAAAGAAGAAAGUAUAUUCAUGGAAUGAUGAAGCUUUGACUGAAUGUUGUGCAAGAUGCUUACCAUUUGAUGGUAAAAGACGACGUUUUCUAAAAAGGAAGAAGAUGGACAGGAUAGGGAAAAACGGUCUCAUUGAACAUGAAAUUCCUAUAUUAUUGGAUAUUGGCGAACGCGUAAGGUCAUACGCUGCUGUGGAUAAUCGAGUUUUUCCUCCACUUCCUUUGCUUGCAGCGAUACCCAUAGAACGAGGUGCUGAAGUCUACUGCCAUCGAAGAUCGACUCGACCGUUAAUACAUUUGCGUAAAAGAUUUGAUCGCUCUACAUGGACUACAUUUUUGGAGGAACGAAAGAUGGUGGUAAAGGAAGCAGUUAUAGUGGAUGAUAGACAGACACGAAGGAAACGAGAGAGAAGUGAGAGUGAAGAAAGUUAUGAUGAUGACGAGGAGUACCAACCGCCUACAAAUUAUUCCCAUCGAAGUUCAUAUUCCAAACGACCGUCAACGUUGAAACGUACUGGUCAAAACCUUGUGGGAAGAUCGUUUGAUCGAAAGAGGAAUGGAGACUUCCGGAACCGUAAAUUUACUAACCAUCGACUUCGGCUGCUUCGUACAAAUGACAUUGAAGAUGGUCUUGUCGAACCAAUGCCCGGCCUCCCUCAGAAAAUUGAUUAUAAAGAAAUUUGUAUACCACAUUGGGAACGAAAGCCAUUGAAAUUGGUAUCCGAGGAAAGUUCAGGAUGCACGCAUCUGGCAGAAUGCUCAUGUAUAGCAAACAUAUCGAGGCGGCAUCUGCCAUACGAAUUAAAUGAACGAAAACGUUUCCAACAGUACAGGGAUUAUGUAGCCGCAAAAUCAGCAUCAACAGCCUCUAAGUUGUCAGGAUCUAGUCAUUCCAAACUUCGAGCGGCAAGCACUGCUCCAUCUGCUACUGGUUCGGCAGAAAGUCUGAGUUUACUAGAAAGUGUUCACUCAGUAUCUGCUGCACCAAGUCCUGCAGCUAUGUAUUAUGCUUUUGAUGACGAUCAACUGAGUUCGAAUAACGGUGAAUCAAUAUCUGUACCCGACUAUGACCGACCGUCUAUGGCUUCACCGUAUUCACCGAGAAUUUUCUCUGUCCCCAUGCUUUCUGGUUUCCAUUCGAUGAAAAAUGAAAACAAGUAA
Molecule: messenger RNA, 2790 nt
Organism: Brugia malayi
Lineage: Eukaryota; Metazoa; Nematoda; Chromadorea; Rhabditida; Onchocercidae
Exons: 17
Coding region: 1-2790 (929 amino acids)
Source: RefSeq, a predicted model, not a curated record